UUUUAACUGAGUUAGUUCAGCCCAAAAGAAGAGGGAGAAUUUACCUCGAUCUCUCCUCUCGUCUCGUUCUCUCGCCAUCUCUCCUGACUCCUAGUCUCCUACUCUUCCAUUUUUCGUUUUUUCUCGCAGCAAGUUGGGUUCUUGUUGCUGCCAUUGUGGUUGGGAAGGCAAUUGCAUAUCUUUUAUUCGUCACUCUACUAAGCAAUUUUACUUUCAUCGUAGUAGUAAAUGGCGAGUACGGCGUGUUUUAUGAUCGUGAGUCGCACUGAUAUCCCCAUCUACGAAGCUGAGUUGGGUUCUGCAUUGAAAAAAGAAGAUGCUGCACAGCAGCACCAGUUUAUACUACAUGCUGCUUUAGACAUAGUCCAGGACCUUGCAUGGACAACCAGUGCAAUGUUUUUCAAAGCAAUAGACAGAUUCAAUGAUUUGGUGGUGUCUGUAUAUGUUACUGCAGGUCAUACACGAUUCAUGCUUCUUCAUGACUCUCGUAAUGAGGAUGGAGUGAAAAGUUUCUUUCAGGAGGUGCACGAGUUGUAUAUCAAGAUUCUGCUCAAUCCCCUCUAUCUACCCGGCUCCCGCAUUGCAUCAUCACAUUUUGACACAAAAGUCCGGACCCUAGCUAGAAAAUAUCUGUAAUAUGGAUGUUGAAAGCAAAAAGAUCUGAUCCUGUUGCUGGAUUAGAUUGAAAGCUGUUGUGUGCUCAAGCUUUAAUUUGGCUAACAUUUCGGUUGCAAAAAUAUUUGGGUUUAUAUGAUAUUUUAGUUAUGAAGGCAAUAUGAUGUAUCAUGUUUGUUGAAUGUAAAAUAUUUUGCCGUCCCUGUAA
Molecule: messenger RNA, 823 nt
Organism: Beta vulgaris subsp. vulgaris (sugar beet)
Lineage: Eukaryota; Viridiplantae; Streptophyta; Magnoliopsida; Caryophyllales; Amaranthaceae
Exons: 5
Coding region: 229-636 (135 amino acids)
Biological process (GO): endoplasmic reticulum to Golgi vesicle-mediated transport
Cellular component (GO): nucleus; TRAPP complex; cytoplasm
Source: RefSeq, a predicted model, not a curated record